UCACGGCUCGGCUCCUCACACCUUACCCAGACUAUUAAAACUGUCUCCCAACUCCAGUCCGAUAUGCCCGCCUAAGCCAAUUUUCAUAACGACAGAUUUUCUUCUGAACUUGAUCUUGCUUCCCUUUCUACUCAGAACUCUUCAAGAUCCCCAUCCAUAAAGGCUAAAAUCCAAAAGCCUUUGGAAGGCCUCAUAUCUGCCGAAUCUGCAGUCUCAUCUCUUGCUGUUUUCCCACCUGUCCUUAAUACACCUACGCCACACUACUUGGACUCACUCUCUCUUGUACUAAUCUCGCUCACAGCCACAGGGCCUCCGCCUACCUUCCCUCAGUCAGGAAUUCUCUUUCCCCAUUGACUAUGUAGCCCACUCUCUCUCUCUAGUCACUCUCUUAUUCUCGAGGGAAGCCAUUAAGAGAAACCUAACACCUCUGUGUAGCCUCUCCUGACUCCCCAGGCCAUAGCAAGCGCCGCUUUCCCUGUGUCCUAACCACCCUUUCAAAAUUACCACCUAUAAAUGAUUACACCUGGCUAUAAUUAUCUGCCCAUCUGUUUCUUCCCUAAGACUGAACUCUUGGACGACAGAAAUGGAUUUUUCACUCUCCACUCCGAUCUAUCACAGCACUUGCUAGUUUUCCUUGCAUUCUCUGACAAUAGCAGAAGCUUAAAGAAGGUCUACGCUGAGGAGAAACAGAAUCCCGCGACGAAUUGUUACCAACGUAAAGGAAAAUCUCGCGAGAAUCGGGAGGCGGGCAAACUCUCGCGGCUGACCGUUAUUUAGCCGUUAAACAGUCGUGCACCCUCCCCUUCCUGGCUGGCCGCUGAGGGGAGCGAUUCCCGCCUUUUCUGAGGUUCGGAGGCAGAAGCUCUAAUUGAUUCUUUUUGCUGUCCUAAUAGACAGCAGGUAGCAGUUCGCGUGGGCACCGAGUCCGUGGUUUCCCUCUGAAUCUUGAAAGAUAAUUACAACUGGAAGAGAGAAAAUGGAAAAGCAAAAGCCUUUUAAAUUGUUUGUACCACCAAGAUUAAGUAGCAGUCAAGUAUCUGCAGUGAAACCUCAGAGUUUGGGAGGAGAUUCUAAUUUCUUCAAGAGUUUCAACAAAUAUAUUGAAGAUGAUUUUAAUUUUCCAUUUGCAAUGACUAAUCUCUCCAAAAAUGGGGAAAACAUUGAUUCAGAUCCUGCCUUACAAAAAGUUAAAUUUUUGCCCAUGCUUGAACAGGUUGAUAAUUCUGACAGUUGUCACUACCAGGAAGGACUAAAAGACUCUGAUUUUGAGAAUUCAGAGCCAAUGAGCAGACUAUAUUCAAAACUGUAUAAGGAGGCUGAAAAGAUCAAGAAGUGGAAAGUGAGUGUAGAAUCUGAAUUGAAGCAGAAAGAAAAUAAGUUGCAAGAAAAUAGAAAGAUAAUUGAAGCACAGCGGAAAGCCAUUCAGGAACUACAGUUUGAAAAUGAAAAAGUAAGUUUGAAAUUAGAAGAAGGAAUUCAAGAAAAUAAAGAUUUAAUAAAAGAGAAUAAUGCUACAAGGCAUUUAUGUAAUUUACUCAAGGAAACCUGUGCCAGAUCUGCAGAAAAGACAAAGAAAUAUGAAUAUGAACGAGAAGAAACUAGGCAAGUAUAUGUGGAUCUAAAUAAUAACAUUGAGAAAAUGAUAAUAGCUUUUGAGGAACUUCGUGUGCAAGCUGAGAAUUCCAGAUUGGAAAUGCAUUUUAAAUUAAAAGAGGAUUAUGAAAAAAUUCAACACCUUGAAGAGGAAUACAAGAAGGAAGUAAAUGACAAGGAAAAGCAGGUAUCACUGCUAUUGCUCCAAAAUACUGUGAAAGAAAAUAAAAUGAAAGAUUUAAUAUUUCUGCUAGAGGAAUCCAGAGAUAAAGUUAAUCAAUUAGAGGAAAAGACAAAAUUACAGAAUGAAAACUUAAAAGAAUCACAUGAGAAGCAGGAUCGUUUGACAUCAGAACUAGAAGAUAUUAAAAUGUCUUUGCAAAGAAGUGUGAGUACUCAAAAGACUUUAGAGGAAGAUUUACAGGUAGCAACAAAAAAAAUCUGUCAGCUCACUGCAGAAAAAGAAGCUCAAAUGGAAGAAUUUAAUAAAGCUAAAACUGCUCAUUCUUUUGUGGUUACUGAACUUAAAACUUCUAUCUGCAACUUGAAAGAAUUAUUGACAACAGAACAGCAAAGAUUGGAAAAAAGUGAUGAUCAAUUGAAAAUACUCACCAUGGAGCUUCAGAAGAAAUCAAGUGAACUGGAAGAGAUGACUAAGCUUAAAAAUAACAAAGAAGUAGAACUUGAAGAAUUGAAAAAAAUCUUGGCAGAAAACCAAAAGCUUUUAGAUGAAAAGAAACAAUUUGAGAAGAUUGCUGAAGAAUUAAAAGAAACAGAACAAGAAUUAACUGGUCUUCUCCAAACCAGAGAGGGAAAAAUACAUGACUUGGAAAUACAGUUAACUGCCAUUGUGACAAGUGAACAGCAUUAUUCCAAACAGGUUAAAGAGCUGAAAACUGAGCUUGAAAAUGAGAAGCUUAAGACUACUGAACUAAAUGCAAGCUGCAACAGGCUUUCACUGGAGAACAAAGAACUAGCACAAGAAACAAGUGAUAUGGCCCUAGAAAUCAAGAAACAGCAAGAAGAUAUUGAUAAUAGCAAAAAGCAAGAAGAAAGGAUGUUACAAAUAGAAAAACUGGAAGAAAUGGAAACACAGUUAAGGAAUGAACUGGAAUCUGUGAGAGAAGAACUAAAACAGAAAGGAGAUGAAGUUAAAUGUAAAUUGGACAAGAGUGAAGAAAAUUGUAACAAUUUAAGGAAACAAGUUGAAAAUAAAAGCAAGUGUAUUGAAGAACUCCAGCAGGAGAAUAAGGCCUUAAAAAAAAAGGGCACAGCGGAAAGCAAGCAACUGAAUGUUUAUGAGAUAAAGGUCAGUAAAUUAGAAUUAGAACUAGAAGGUACCAAGCAGAAAUUUAAAGAAAUGACUGACAACUAUCAAAAAGAAAUUGAGGAGAAAAAGAUAUCAGAAGAAAAUCUUUUGGAAGAGGUUGAGAAAGCAAAAGUAAUAGCUGAUGAAGCUGUAAAAUUACAGAAAGAAAUUGAUAUACGAUGUCAACAUAAAAUAGCUGAAAUGGUAGCACUUAUGGAAAAACAUAAGCACCAAUAUGAUAAAAUAGUUGAAGAAAGAGACUCAGAACUAGGACUUUAUAAAAGCAAAGAACAAGAACAGUCAUCAAUGAAAGCAUCUUUGGAGUCUGAAUUGUUUACUCUCAAAAAUGAACUUUUGUCUGUUAAGAAACAACUUGAAAUAGAAAAAGAAGAAAAGGAAAAACUCAAAAGAGAGGCAAAAGAAAACAUAGUUACUCUCGAAAAAAGAGAUAAGAAAAUACAGGCACCUUUAUUGGAAACACCUGAAACUCAUUAUUGGAAAUUUGAUUCUAAAGCAGCUCCUUCACAAAAUAUAUCUCGAAACUUCACAUCAGCUGACCAUGGUAAAUCCAAAGAUAAAAGAGACUAUUUGUGGACAUCUGCCAAAAGUACUUUAUCAACACCAUUACCAAAGGCAUAUACUGUGAAGACACCAACGAAACUAAAAAUUCAGCAAAGAGAAAGCAAGAAUGUACCCAUGGAAGAAAGUAAUAAAAAGAGAAAAAUGGUCUUUGAGUUUGAUAUUAAUUCGGAUAGCUCAGAAACGACUGAUCUUUUGAGCAUGGUUUCAGAAGAAGAGACAUUGAAAAAAUUAUACAAGAAUAAUAAUCCAACAACUUCUCAUCUUUGUGUCAGAACACCAAAACAGACCCCUUCAUCUCUAACAACCCCUGGAUCUACGCUGAAGUUUGGAGCUAUGAGGAAAAUGCGGGAAGAUCGUUGGGCUGUAAUCGCUAAAAUGGAUAGGAAAAAAAAACUAAAGGAUGCAGAAAAGCUAUUUGUUUAAUUUCAGAAAAUCAAUGUGAUUAAGGAGCCUAAUAAUAUCAAAUUUAUAGUCAAUUUAAAAAUGUUUUAUUUUCUGAAGAGCCAAACAUUUCCUGACAUUGAGACUUUUUAUAUUUACAUAAUUUGUUUAUGAUUUUUAUGUUUUGGCCUAAAUUACCACGUUACCUGAAAACUUGUAAUUCUAUUACAAUAAUAAGAUGAUUAUGUUUUGUUUUUACCUUUUGUAUUCAUGAAAACUGUUUUGGCUAAUUUUUCAAAUUUGUAAAGUUAUUCACUGACUGCUAGGAACACAUGAGAUUUAUUCUUUAUUAAAAUAUUUUGAUGCAAAUAAAUGCUUUUCAUUGAUUCUGUGAGGUCAUCUGAACAGCUGAUCACAAUGUUGGUAUUUAUUUGUAAAUCUUAAGGUCAUUUUGUUGAAGUUUCACAGUUCUGAAGCAGUUUAUCUGUUUAUAAAAAUGACAAAUGGCCUUUCGUUGUAGGAAAAAAAGACUAUACCAGUAUGGCUUCCUAACAUUAUUUAUUCAACACUCAUUAAUUUAAGCAAAUAUUUAUUGAGUGCCCACUAAGAGUCAAGUACAGUUCUAGAUACUGGAGAUAUGACAAUGAACAAAACAGAAAAAUAAACCCUCUGUUCUUCUAGAGCUUACAUUUUAGUGAGGGAAAUAGACAAUAAAUAAAUAA
Messenger RNA from Zalophus californianus (California sea lion), 4587 nucleotides. It is a transcript of the gene SYCP1, whose product is annotated as synaptonemal complex protein 1. Gene Ontology annotation, molecular function: double-stranded DNA binding. The record is from RefSeq and is a predicted model, not a curated record. Lineage: Eukaryota; Metazoa; Chordata; Mammalia; Carnivora; Otariidae. Gene Ontology annotation, cellular component: central element; transverse filament; male germ cell nucleus. Gene Ontology annotation, biological process: lateral element assembly; meiotic DNA repair synthesis; synaptonemal complex assembly.